Molecule: messenger RNA, 969 nt
Organism: Oppia nitens
Lineage: Eukaryota; Metazoa; Arthropoda; Arachnida; Sarcoptiformes; Oppiidae
Gene: eIF1
Product: eukaryotic translation initiation factor 1-like
Exons: 3
Coding region: 197-532 (111 amino acids)
Biological process (GO): translational initiation
Cellular component (GO): eukaryotic 43S preinitiation complex
Molecular function (GO): translation initiation factor activity; ribosomal small subunit binding; RNA binding
Source: RefSeq, a predicted model, not a curated record
ACAAAUGUAUUGAAUGUUAUAUUCAAUGCUUUAUUACAUUAAGCGUUGCAUUCAUUGAACGAUUGUUUCGCCAUUUUAUAGCAUAAGUGACUCACUAUUGCAUUGAUUGCAUACUCAGUGAAGACAAACAAGACAUCACUUCUUUGAUUGCAAUCAAUUCAUUGUUUGGUCAUUUGGUGGACACAAUCAGUGCUGUAUGUCUGGCAUUCAAAACUUGAAAACAUUUGAUCCAUUCGCCGAUGCGAUUAAAGCGGAUGACAGCGGUGUUCAGGACGGACUGAUACACGUGAGAAUACAACAAAGAAACGGCAGAAAAACACUGACCACUGUUCAAGGGAUAUCUGACAACUACGACAAGAAGAAGAUUGUCAAGGCAUGCAAGAAGGAGUUUGCUUGUAACGGAACAGUUGUCGAUCACCCAGAAUAUGGAGAAGUGAUUCAACUACAGGGAGAUCAACGAAACAAUAUUUGCCAAUUCUUGACAAAAGUGAAGAUCGCAAAACCAGAACAGCUUAAAAUCCACGGUUUCUGAACACAACAACUCAUCUUCAGGACAUUGAUUCCCAUUUAUUAAAUGAUUGAUGCGUUGAUUGAUCGGCCCUUUUAUAUUAUAUUUAUAUGAUUACUCUUUAUAUUAAAUUAAUGUUUCAGAUUAUAUUUGCAAUUAUUGUCUCAUAAUAAAGCAUAAAAUGUAACCAUUAAUAACUGUUUGCUAAUAUAUCGAUAGUUUUUUUUAAUUCAAUCACAGAUUGAUGUAAAACAGGCAUUAAUAAUAUCAUUAUUCCGUAGUAAACGGUACACAAAACUAUCGAUAUAUUAAUGGAUUUGAUAACUAGUUUAAGGUUUUUGGUAUUAAAUUUUUUAUACUUAGAUAAUAAAGUUAAGACUCAUUUUCCAAAUUAUUUAAAUUGACUUUAAUCUUAAUUAGGAUAAUUAAAAUUAUAGGUUAAAAUGUUAUUAUUACUAUCA